AUGCGCCCUACCCCUAAGCCCUCAUUUCUCCUCUCGGAAGUUGAUACCCCGACUCAGCAGCGCGUCCAAAUGGCCGAUACUCAAGGGUCGCCAUCUUUCAAUGGGGAAGCGGCUGCAUUUCCCCCCUUCCCUCCCCAAGAGACCGACCUUGGUAAGUCCUCUGCGCUUCCGACCGUCCCGUCGCGGAGCUUCGAGCUAGCCAUCACCACCGCCCAUGAACGUCAAUACGAUCAACUGUCACCCUUAUUGACGAGUUAUCUCUCAGACCAAAAGCCUUCCCACAUUAUCGAUCAUGAGGAACAUGGGUCGCCUCCAGCCAAAAAGCGCCGUACAGACGGGGGGCCCGACGGCGAGGUUCACUUGCCACCUGAUUCCAUGUUGAUGGCCGAUCAGCAUGGUCCGGGGCACAAGAUUGAAGAGGAACUGGCAUCGGCACUCGGCGAAGGUGUCAUUGAUACAGUGGAACCCACUGACAAUGUGAUCAACCAACCUCUGCAACCUGAGUCGCUUGACACACCUGUAGGAGUUUCGUCAACUCAGCAAGGUGAUGCGGAGAUAAACCCCGAUGUAGCUACCAUCAUCUCGGAAAUAAUGGACCAUACUGAGCGUCAGGAACAGACCGUUGCAUUAGGUCCGCAAGAGAUUCAGCCUGCCACCGACUUCCCCGGAAGUAGAGGCUUCGCGUUCCUAAAGGCCAACUCGCACCUGAAGAUCCAGAGCCUUCCGAUCCUGGACAAUUUAGUUAGUGAAACCAUCUUGCUGCGACUGUUUGCUUUUCCUCCACUAACCUUCUAUACCCAGUCCACUCAAAUUUUGUCCUUCCUCUCAAAGAACACCUACCAAGACCUCACCGCUAUGGUAUCUGAACCAGAAUCGGAGAACGGCCAGGCAUAUGCCACUAUGCGCUCCUUGUUUGAUCACACAAAGAGGGUGUACACUGUGAAGCACUCUUUCUUGCAGCCAACUGAUCUCGAAAUCACCGAUCCCUCGCAGAUUGACGUUAUCCGCAAGGCCAAUUUGGCAUCCUUCGUUUCCAGUAUCUUCGGUUCUCAGGAAAUAGGAUUUGCGGACUUAAACGAGCAUUUCCUGGACGUCUUUGUUCCCGAGGGUGGCCGUCUGCUCAAGGUUCAAGGUGCUCUAUACCUUGAGCUCAAGACUCAAGCCUUCAUCGCCGCCAUGCACAACAAGUCUAUCACCCGCACGCAGCUACUCUGCAACCUUUUCCCAGAAGAUAUGGAGCUUCGGCUGCUUGCGAGACGUCCUGGCACUAGACAGCUGGCACCUUCAGAGACGGACUUUGUUAACCGACUUACAUCCCGUCGUGACAUUCUUCUGAAUGAACUCAACAACGAGGAGGCGUUGACUGGGUUGCCGAACAAGUACCACUGGGAAGAUUUCCUGCGCGACCUCAGUUCCUACAUCUCAAAGAAUUUCGAUGCUAUCAAUACCCAACAGGGGAAGAAACCCAUCAAGGGCCGUCAGCCUUCAAGCUCCAACGGCGAUGCACAUGAAUCACCCAACACCACCCACCAGGGCCAAUUUUCUCUGAAUCAACAAGUUGAGGUCCCUGUCGACCGAAACAUGCAUGGUGACCUUGUCGCACGUGCUGCUCGAGCCGCACAGAUUGCUCUCCAGGGCCAUGGUCUUCGACGCUCCCAGCAGCAGUCACAGAACCAACAGACGCAAUCCCAGGCUAGCCCAUCUCCCAGACCCCAGCAGCAGCAACAGCAGCAGCCUCAACAACCUCAACCUCAGUCACAGCCCCCUCCACAGCAACCCCCACAGCAACCCCCACAGCAACCCCCACAGCAACCUCCCCAACAGCCGGUUCAGCAGCCGCCCCCACCACCACCACAGCCCCAGCAUGAAAGCCCCUAUCUGCAUGGUUAUACUGCCGCGCAGCAACCCCAAUCCACCCACCAAUACCACCAUAGCCCCACUCCACCGGGGGGAUACCAGCCUCAGCAGACAUCUCCCAUGAAUUUCCAACAGUCUCCGCUUCAAACCAACUUCCAGCAAUACAACCCCAAUGCUGCACAAGCUAUGCAGGCGAGAGCAAACGGAAUGUCCUCCAACCAUGGAUAUAUGCCGGGGAUCCCUCAUUACUCUCAGUCGCAGCCAACUCAGGUUCUGUAUGAGCGCGCGCGCAUGGCUGCCUCCGCCAAAUCCUCCCCCACCAGCCGUAAAUCCGGUCUCCCCAGCCAACGCCGACCAUGGACCACUGAGGAAGAGAACGCGCUGAUGGCCGGCCUCGACCGCGUCAAAGGUCCCCACUGGAGUCAGAUUCUUGCCAUGUUCGGACCCGGAGGAACGAUCAGCGAAGCCCUGAAAGACCGCAACCAGGUGCAACUCAAGGACAAGGCCCGCAAUCUGAAACUUUUCUUUCUGAAGAGCGGUAUCGAGGUCCCGUACUAUUUGAAGUUCGUGACCGGUGAAUUGAAGACCCGUGCGCCUGCGCAGGCAGCAAAGCGUGAGGCUCGCGAGCGCCAGAAGAAACAGGGCGAAGAAGACAAGGCUCACGUGGAGGGAAUCAAGGGCAUGAUGGCUCUUGCAGGUGCUCAUGGGACCCCUGUCUCGGGCCAUGAAAUGUCCGCCUCGCCAAGCCUGCCCCCGGAUGCCAACAGCCAGUCUGUGUUUGAUCAAACCGCGGAACACAAUCUGAUGCAGACUCUCAGUCAGGAGGUGCAUGGAAGUCAGUACCCUCAGCAGCAUACUCAACAGCCUCAGGACCAUAUCGAUCCUCACAUGCAGAUGGGGCAGUGA
Penicillium salamii is the source of this 2763-nucleotide messenger RNA. The record is from the annotation of a GenBank genome assembly. Lineage: Eukaryota; Fungi; Ascomycota; Eurotiomycetes; Eurotiales; Aspergillaceae.